Alternaria incomplexa is the source of this 315-nucleotide messenger RNA. RefSeq lists its product as uncharacterized. The transcript is spliced from 2 exons. The coding region runs from base 1 to 315 and encodes 104 amino acids. NCBI's taxonomy places the organism in Eukaryota, Fungi, Ascomycota, Dothideomycetes, Pleosporales, Pleosporaceae. The record is from RefSeq and is a predicted model, not a curated record. Gene Ontology annotation, cellular component: spindle microtubule; mitotic spindle pole body; mitotic spindle.
AUGGCACCGCCAUACUUUCCCGCGUCGACCAACGGUCAAGAUACUGCGCCGCCAAAAUCAUACUACGAACAACAGCGCGAAUUGCUCGUCACUGAAAUUGCCCAAAGUCUAGAAGUCGUCCUACAAAACAUCAACAAGCUGAACCGUUCGCUCGAAGAAGUCACAUCCGUCGGCAACGAGUUCGCACCCGUCGAGUCGCUAUGGAGUCACUUUGAGAACGUCAUGGCCAAGGACCCAAGUGAGCAACAAGAAGGACAACAGGAGGGCGCAACGGAACAUGAAGGCGAGACGGAAGUGCCUCAGGAAAGGAAAUGA